Molecule: messenger RNA, 1080 nt
Organism: Meira miltonrushii
Lineage: Eukaryota; Fungi; Basidiomycota; Exobasidiomycetes; Exobasidiales; Brachybasidiaceae
Product: NAD(P)-binding protein
Exons: 1
Coding region: 1-1080 (359 amino acids)
Cellular component (GO): intracellular anatomical structure
Molecular function (GO): oxidoreductase activity, acting on NAD(P)H, oxygen as acceptor
Source: RefSeq, a predicted model, not a curated record
AUGUUGAGACAAUCAAAUUCAGCUUGUAUUGCCUCAACUUCUCGUCACGUCUUAGGUUCAUCUUCAACUUAUUUGGGUAACGUGCAACCUUUUUCGUCAUCAUCUAUCGCAUCUUCCUCCUCCAAAGGCAAAAAUGAUCCCGCUAAAGAAGAAGACUUGGACAGGAUCAAGAUUCCAUUGGAAAAAUUGGAAAAGCUUCAAGAUUCUGAAGAUGUUGGUCACAACUUGACCGGAGGUAAAGUAGGACCACAUUCAAAAAGAACUUUGGCAUCCUUUUCAAUGGAAAACAAAGUUUGCGUAGUCACUGGUGCAGCACGUGGAUUGGGAAAUUUGAUGGCACGUACUUUGAUCGAAUCAGGUGCUAAUCAAGUCGCAUUUCUCGAUUUAAACCAAGAAUCUGCUGAUCAAGCAGCAAAAGAAGCUGCUCAAUGGUUCGAAGAACAUGGUCAAGUCGAAAAAGGGGUUUUAGAUACGAUCGGUGUAUCUUGUGAUGUGGCAAACGAACAAAGCGUAAAAGACGCUUUUGAUCUUAUUCAUUCAAGAUGGGGUAGGAUUAACACUGUUAUUAAUUCUGCUGGAAUUGUAGAAAAUUUCCCGGCUGAACAAUAUCCAACGGAAAAGUACCGUAAAUUGAUGGGUAUCAAUGUUGAUGGCUCUUGGUUUGUCGCAAAUGAAGCAGCACGAAGAAUGAUUGCUGAUGGCACCAAAGAUGGAUCAAUCGUUUUGGUAGCAAGUAUGAGCGCUUCUGUUGUCAAUGUUCCACAAGUACAAGCACCCUACAACUUCAGCAAAGCUGCCGUCAAACAUAUGGCAUCAAGUAUGGGCGUCGAAUGGGCUCAAUAUAACAUUCGAGUGAAUUCUUUAUCGCCAGGAUACAUGUAUACCAAUUUGACAAAGGUGAUGAUCGAAUCUACCGAAGAAGGUAAAGCUUUACGCGACGAAUGGGAAAGACGUACUCCUAUGGGCAGAAUGGGUUUGCCAGAAGAUUUGAAAGGUGCAGCAAUCUUUUUAGCAUCUGACGCAAGCAAGUAUGUCACUUCAAGUGAUAUCAUCGUUGAUGGUGGCUAUUCUGCCGUUUAA